Paramuricea clavata is the source of this 729-nucleotide messenger RNA. NCBI's taxonomy places the organism in Eukaryota, Metazoa, Cnidaria, Anthozoa, Malacalcyonacea, Plexauridae. The record is from the annotation of a GenBank genome assembly.
AUGGUUAAAACACCUAUACCUAAAACAAGCUUUCAUAAACUAAAGAAAUUUAUCGAGUCCAAAUGUUUAAGUGACACUAAGUUCAGUAUUCCAACGGUUGACGUAGACGUUGUGAAGAGCCGACUGCUUAAAUUUGAGACGAAUGCAGCUGUCAAUCUUGAUUAUCUGGGAGCUAAAAUUCUUGGUUGUGCUGCGUCAGUUAUAGCACCCCAUAUUACAAGAAUAAUUAACUUAAGUAUUUCAAUGUCUUCAGUGCCAUUACGUUGGAAACGUGCCAGGGUCACGCCCAUAUUUAAAGGUGGAGAUCUUACGGACAGAUCCUGUUAUCGUCCCAUCUCAGUUCUACCUCUUUUAUCAAAAGUACUUGAAAGACAUGUGAGUGAGAUAUUAUAUUCUUAUUUAACAGUUAACCAGCUAAUCUCCAACAAUGAACCAGGAUUCCGCAAAAACUACUCAUGCCAAUCACUAUUAAUAAUGCUAACUGACUUCCUGCUUCGCAACAUGGACCAAGGGAAGUUUUCCGGCUUAACAAUGUUAGAUCUACGUAAAGCUUUUGAUCUUGUUGACCAUUCAUUACUGCUCCAGAAAUUGCACUUGUAUGGUUUGGAUGAUCAAGCAUUGUCUUGGUUUACUUCUUACCUCAAAGACAGAGAAUUUCAAGUGAAAAUCGAAAAUGAGCUUUCUUCUAAACAUCCAUUAAAUCAGGUGUACCGCAAGGGUCAAUUCUAG